GCCUGAGCCUCGGCACCUGUGAGAGCCCGAGCAGGCGGGUACCCCGCGCCCUGUGCCCGCCGGAGGAGCUCUGCUCCGGGCUUCGGAGGUGGUGAUCCCAUCUGCGCAAGGUAAAACAUCAAGAGAGCAUGGCUCACCUGAGUGAACGAAAAUGGACUCACGUGUUCCCUUUCCUGGUGGUCUCCCUGGUGUACUCUGCCAGUGCUGAAUACUCCAACUGCGGCGAGAAUGAAUACUACAACCAGACCACUGGCAUGUGCCAUGACUGCCCCAAGUGCGAGCCGGGUGAAGAACCUUACAUGACAUGUGGAUAUGGCACCAAAGACGAGGACUAUGGCUGCAUCCCCUGCCCUUCAGAGAAGUUUUCCAGAGGAGGUUACCAGAUAUGCAGACGGCACAAAGACUGUGAGGGUUUUUUUCGAGCCACAGUCAUGACACCUGGUGAUCAGGAGAAUGAUGCAGAGUGUGGUCCUUGUCUGCCAGGUUACUACAUGCUGGAAAACAGACCUCGCAACAUCUAUGGGAUGGUUUGCUACUCGUGCUUGUUGGCACCUCCUAACACCAAGGAAUGUGCAGGGGCUAACUCUGGCAUUUCAGCCAUUUUUCCAAGUACCUCUGGCACAAGCACUUUCUCACCUUACCAGCAUGCUCACAAAGAUCUUUCAGGACAAGGACAUCUGGCUACAGCUCUUAUAAUUGCCAUGUCUACCAUCUUCAUAAUGGCUAUUGCCAUUGUCCUCAUCAUCAUGUUUUACAUUGUGAAAACAAAACCUUCUGCUCAAGCCUGUUGCAAGAGCCACUCAGUAAAAAAUGUUGAAGCUCAGGCUAACACACAAGAAGAGAAGAAAGAAGUGCAAGAUAAUGUUGUGAUAUUUUCUGAGAAAGAAGAGUUUGAAAAACUUACAGCAACUCCAGCUAAGGCUGUCAAAAGUGAAAACGAUGCAUCUUCUGAGAAUGAACGACUUUUAAGCCGUAGUAUGGAUAGUGAUGAAGAAGCUGCAGUUGACAAGCAAGGGACCCCAGAGAGAUGCUUAUUAUCUUUAGUGCAUUUGGCCAGAGAUAAAUCUUCUACAAGCAAUAAAUCAACUGGGAUUCAAAGUCGAAGGAAAAAGAUACUCGAUGUGUAUGCUAACGUAUGCGACGUUGCAGAAGGUCUGAGCCCUACAGAGCUGCCAUUUGAUUGCCUGGAGAAGACCAGCCGAAUGCUCAGCUCGACCUACAACACAGAAAAAGCCAUAGUGAAAACGUGGCGCCACCUUGCCGAGAGCUUUGGACUGAAGAGAGAUGAGAUAGGCGGUAUGACAGACGGCAUGCAGCUGUUUGACCGCAUCAGCACGGCAGGUUACAGUAUCCCAGAACUGCUAACCAAACUGGUACAAAUUGAGCGGUUGGAUGCUGUUGAAUCCUUGUGUGCAGAUAUUCUGGAGUGGGCACAAGCAAUGCCAGCUCCUGAACCAGCAGGGACAUCCUGACAUGCCUGCCUGGGACCUGCACUUCUACAUCACCCCAAAGAAGCACGAUUUUGGCAAGCACACAAAGACUAUGGACAAAAGACCAUUGAUGUUUCUUCUACAUAAUUGCUCCUGAUAGCCAAUGGGAAGCUCUUCUCUUUGACUUCUAAAAAAAAAGUGAAGUUGCACAUUUAUAAAAAUAAGAGCAGAAAUCUCCCAAGAAGCUUGGUAUGAAACAUGUCAGUAAACAAAAUUAUUACAUUAACCAGAUACUGAUAACAAGUGGACACACAAACAUCCAUUUUGCGGUCUGUAUUAUGAGUAUAACGGCAAAUAACCCUGCUGAUACCCUUCCUGCCUGGCUUUCAAGAAAGGCAUUGAAUAGCUCUCUGAAAAUAUUCCUGUCUCUUAGGACUUCAUUCAAUGGUGUAAUGGUUUAAUAGUUACAGUCAGAAGCAGUACCACAGCUACAGUGUCAAUUAUACACAUGAGGCACGUACAUUUCUAUCUGCUCCAACCAAUUUCAUUUUCUACACUUACUAUGGGUUUGUUGAAUCUAGAAGUACGUCCUCAGAUUUACUAACUAUACUAUAUAUGAAAAAAGAGUCACCACAACUUACAGAUUGAAGUGCUUCAAAACAAUGUACAUAAAGCACGUUAAUGCACUCUUGGUCCAUACUGACAUUUCAGAAAUUAUAAAUUCAAACUGCUGACUUGCUGAGGACAAGCUGAUUAGGCAAGUGGACAGCAAAAUUUGUCAGUCACUCCUUGCGAGUUGAGAACAAGUUCUUUUCUUCUUUGCUAUUACAAAAAUAAAACCAAAACCCCAAACAAACAAGAAAAAAAUGCACCUUGUCCACUGCCAUGAAAAAUGUACUUUUCAGGUAGUGACAUCUACAUAUCAAAUUAUAUUCCAAGAAGAGGAAAUUCAGACAACAGUGCACAUGUGACAG
Corapipo altera (White-ruffed manakin) is the source of this 2404-nucleotide messenger RNA. RefSeq names its product ectodysplasin A receptor (gene EDAR). Gene Ontology annotation, molecular function: signaling receptor activity. Bases 129 to 1472 code for a protein of 447 amino acids. Lineage: Eukaryota; Metazoa; Chordata; Aves; Passeriformes; Pipridae. The record is from RefSeq and is a predicted model, not a curated record. The transcript has 12 exons. Gene Ontology annotation, biological process: positive regulation of canonical NF-kappaB signal transduction; positive regulation of JNK cascade. Gene Ontology annotation, cellular component: plasma membrane.